Oncorhynchus keta (chum salmon) is the source of this 4452-nucleotide messenger RNA. RefSeq lists its product as uncharacterized. The coding region runs from base 304 to 3726 and encodes 1140 amino acids. The transcript is spliced from 3 exons. NCBI's taxonomy places the organism in Eukaryota, Metazoa, Chordata, Actinopteri, Salmoniformes, Salmonidae. The record is from RefSeq and is a predicted model, not a curated record.
UGAUAUCUAAAGUGCUGUGGCCACCCCCUGCCUGGCUGACGGUCGCAGCUAGCGCACUGUCACGACGGGGCACAUUCUGAGCAAAAGGCUCAGGUUAUAUUUUUGGACUGCCAUGGAGACUGGCCCUUCCAUAUGUAGGAAGGGUGUAUAGUUGUGCUCAACAUGAGCCUCCCGCUCUGAUAAUCCGGGCCGGGACAAGCAGGCAGCAGCCGGCCGAUCCCAAGUAGCAGACACACAGGGGACUCCCCUGUCGGGAGUGUGUUGGUCAACUGUAAGAAGAAUAACCUGGGGGUUAAACUGCUCAUGGCUGCCAGUUAUAGCAAUGUCAAUGAACCAGGCCUGCUUUUCCAGCAGUACCCUCCAGCUCUACUGCCUAAGCCUGGCAAGGAAAAUGCUAGACUCCAGAAACUACUCAAGAAAACGGAGAAAAAAAUCAAGAAAAAAGCCGCCCCUGAGAUCGCAAAGACACCUGUCCCUUUCCGCUCAAGCCUCUCGCCUGUGAAUGAAGCAAGUCCUGACUUGGAGCACAGUGACCACUCAACCCCUCCCAAAACUCCAGAGGCAUCCUUCUACACACAGCACCCCAGAUUUUCUGUCAGGCCAGUCUAUCGUCAUGUGGCAUCCCCUUACCCGCAGCAACGAGGAGCCACUUUUGGUGGAACAGCAAGGUUCGCCCCACAGCUAUAUGCUGCUCCAGCCCCCACCUUCCCCCAAUAUGUGGCCCCACUCUACACAUUUACUCCAACACCCCCGUCAGCCGUUCCAGGGCCAGCCUUGCAUGAAUUGGCACCCAAAACGCCUGAGCAAACGUCCUCUGUGCUUGACGUGACAACGACAGCUGCUACUCAAAUUGCUCCUCCAGUCACUGCUUCAGUACCUCAUCCACUCAGUGCUCCAGUUGCUCUUGUCACAGUCACUCCUGCUGCCACACAACCUACUCUGCGAAUAGCCCCAGUAGUAAUACACCGCAAAAGUCCAAGUCCACGUUUUAAAGCUACCGAAGCUGCACUAAAAGCACCCAAAUCGAUGUUUGAUGUCCCUCAAAUUAGGGUCUAUACUGCAUCUAUGUCCCCCUUCCAUGAUUAUACUGGAUCAAAGACAUCUACUGCAGACGCAUUAUCUCUGAGUAUAACACCCACAUCAGAAAUCACAAGAGCUUUUACACCAACUGCUGAAAUCAAAAGGAGUGCAACACCUACAUCCGGGGUAAAAAGAGGUUUAACACCUACACCUGGACUCCAAAGGAGUGCAACGCCUACAUCCGGGGUAAAAAGAGGUUUAACACCUACACCUGGACUCCAAAGGAGUGCAACGCCUACAUCCGGGGUAAAAAGAGGUUUAACACCUACACCUGGACUCCAAAGGAGUGCAACGCCUACAUCCGGGGUAAAAAGAGGUUUAACACCUACACCUGGACUCCAAAGGAGUGCAACACCUACAUCCGGGGUAAAAAGAGGUUUAACACCUACACCUGGACUCCAAAGGAGUGCAACACCUACAUCCGGGGUAAAAAGAGGUUUAACACCUACACCUGGACUCCAAAGGAGUGCAACGCCUACAUCCGGGGUAAAAAGAGCUAAAACACCAACUCAUGAUUUUUUAACACCAAGAACUCCUUUAGGUCGCCCUAAGACACCCUCAUUUCAUGUGUCCCGUGCCAAAACACCUGUUUUUGAAAUAUCAAGAACCAACCCACUUUUAUUCGCUGUAUCACCCAUUACUACAGAGGCACAGAUAUCUAACACACCAACACCUGGUACUAAUGCUGCCAGUCAGUCUUUGUCUGACCCUUCAAAAUCACCUUCAACUAUUCUAGGUGCAAGAACUCUGAAUGGGGAAGUGACGUCAAAAGAGACUCCCACAGCUAAAUCACCUCCUCAGAACAAUUCAAAACCAGAGGCUCCUCGACACGAAAAUCCUGUAGUUGAGUCUGCCAGACCAAAGACCCCGACAAAUCUAUUAGGCUAUCAAAGACCCAAGACUCCAACAGGUGUUGCACCCACAUUUGGGUACCAAAGGCCCAAGACUCCAACAGAUAUCACACUGAAAUCUGCUGCACCCUCCUAUGGGUACCAAAGACCCAAGACUCCAACAAUUGUCACAUUAAAGCCUACAGCACCCACAGAUGGGUACCAAAGACCCAAGACACCAACAAAAGAAACAUCAAAACCUACAGCACCCUCAGAUGGGUAUCCAAGGCCCAAGACUCCCACCAAUGAAGGGCAUAAACCUAUGACUCCAACAAUUGAGUAUCAAAAACCACAACCACCAGCAGGGUAUCAAAGACCAAAGACUCCCACAGCUGGGGUAUCAUCUAUAGGAUUUCAAAGGCCCAAGACACCAACAUAUGAGGAUCCUAAACCAACUCAUACCUAUUAUGGGUUGACUCCUGCUGCAUAUGUUGCCCAUGGUGGAAUCCAAAGUUUUUCACCUUUAUUUGGAAUAUCCAGGUCUAAGACGCCGACUCAAGAGGAAUCUAAAACCCAAGAGCUAGAAGCAUCUAAAACACCUACCCAAGAGUUACCUGUAAAAUCACAUCCUUUGCCCGAGGUGUCAAACCAGGAAGCACCCUUCAAAGAACUGGAAAAAUAUAUUUCAAGUGAGGCCAUAGUAUCCACGACAGUAGUUAAGCUUCCGCUUCCAACCAUUGUUGUUACACAAGCUGAAGAGGUCUCAGAAACAAGAGUAUCCACAGCUGUGACCAGCAAAAUAUCAACUCCCAUUGCUGAAAUGCCAAAGGUUAAAACUGUGGCAAACACAAGACCAUGGGCUAAAUCUCCAACACCAGAGGUUAAAACCCCAGUGAAGACACCAACUUAUGGAGUUUGCCCAAAACCCAAGACACCCACCCCAGAAACCCAACGCAAGACAAUACCUCCUUUCUCAAAAACAGAAUCUCCUGUGGCUAAAGCCAGUGUGGUGCAACAGAAAGAGUUGAAGAAAUCAACAGAGCCUAAAAUGCCAACCAAAGCAACCUCUGAGGCUAAACCAGUAGGGACAAAGCCAACCAAUUCUUCUCCACUUGCAAAGACUGCAUCUCCUGAGAAUCUUUUGUUGCCGGCUAAACCAAAGAAUAACCAGGAUGCCAAACCUGAAAAGGUGGUAUCAGCUCCAACCACAUCAUUGACAGAGAAGAAGGAAGAGAGGAAAGACUCUUUCCCAGCAGCUGAACCUCUUCUUAAAGUAAUCCAAAAGCCAAAGGGCAUGAUGAAGUCUAAACUCAGUGGUUGGUCACGGCUCAAGAAGCACAUGGUAGUGGAAGAAGAACCACCUAUGUUCACAGAAUCAGAUCCUAAGAAAGAAACCGCCAAGGUGACUGAGCAGGAAGGAGGUGAAGCGAAAAAGGAUGAAAAGGUGUCAUUUAAAGACAUGGUGGCAGCCGUAACAGCUGACGAUCCUCCCAAGGCAGCGAAGAAGUGGGAUUCUCUUCUCUUCGAUAUGUUCUCCACUAAAGAGAAGAUUAUGCAGGUGAUUGAAGCCAGCAAAAGUGAGGAGGAGAGGAAAGAGCAGCCAAAGGAUGCAGGGAAAGAAAUCCCAUCCUUCGCCCAUCGUCUGCCUGUUCUCCUUUUCAGCCCAAAGUUUGAUGCCAAAAGGCUAAGAGAGGCUGCGUCAAGGCCACUAACUAAAAUUUCGACAGUGUUUGAGAUGGGUCUCAUAGGGCGUAAAAAUAAAGACGAGGAACCAAAAGACUUUAACAGAACAGCUAGAGGGUUCACUUGUCCUUAAACCAUGUCUUUUUGGACUGGUAAAGAUGAAACUGAGAAGAACAUUUUGAAAAAUUAUAUUGUUAAAUGUUUUAUGUGCACUGGUGUAGAAAUGGUAGUCAUAAUGUACAGUUCCCAUCUCUCGGCUUGACACAGGAUACAAUAUUUAAGACAGUCUCAUAGAGAAUGUGAUCUUAACUUUAUACUUGAUAAAUGCACCAUGUUGCAUUUUGAGCACUGAUUGUUUUGUCGUCUGACUAUGUUACACAUUUGUGUGAAUGUCUCUUUCUCUGAUAAUAUGAAAAUAUUACCUUGACAAUCAGAGGAUAAGGGACAUGUAUUGUUGUUUUCAAAGAAUUUAGACAUCUGGUGAGAUUAAAAUGUACAAAGAUGAAGUUAAUCUCUGAGUUAUUUUUUUUGUCCACUGUUGAAUCCUGAUAGGACAAUGAGAUUAUUUUUCAGAAGGGGUACUGAGACUGUAGUGUAAUGUACUUAGGUACACCAUUUACUAAAAACGAUAAACUCUCAGUUAUAGUACGUGUCUUGAAAUCGCAGAUGAGUGUAGAGCCUAUAGACUGUAUUGAUGCAGGUUUUGGGUAUCUGAAGAAACUUGACUCCAGGGCAUUUAGAGAAAUGUUUCCAAAGAUGGAUGAAAAAGAGAGGAGAGGAUGAAAGUAGUAGUGAAGUAGGACUGUAUAUUUCCCAAAAUGGUGCUUUCAAAUAGACUAGGUAUUCAGGUGAUACUUUU